AUGUCCUCCAUCCUCCCCAUCCACAACAACGAGUCGGCCUCGGCCACCACCACCUCCUCUUCCAAGAGCCCCCUCCGCACCAUCGCCUCGGCCCUCAUGCUGCUGGUCUUUGUCGGUGUUGUCGGCUUUGUGGGCUUCGCCAACUUCGGUACGGCCUCUGCCGCCCCGGUCGCCGCCUCCCUCUCGACCGCCUCCGCUCGCUCCGUGAGCAGCAACCGGCCCACCGCCCCGGUGUGCGACAAGCUCGGCCUCUACGAUUGCCGCUGCCCCGACGGCUACAUGCCCUCCCGCGACACCGCCACCUGCCAGAAGAUCGUCUGCCCGGAGUACUUCGAUGCCACCUCCGGCAUCUACGUCAACCGCGUCGGCGAGGCGGCCUUCGACAACCUCCCGGAGAGCUCCCCCUCCGUCCAGGUCCAGGGCUUCCGCAUCUCCGGACCCGCUCCCGGGCCGAUCACCGCUACCUGCUCUCGCGACGGCCGGUGGGUCUUCUAA
Fonticula alba is the source of this 495-nucleotide messenger RNA. RefSeq lists its product as hypothetical. NCBI's taxonomy places the organism in Eukaryota, Rotosphaerida, Fonticulaceae. Bases 1 to 495 code for a protein of 164 amino acids. The record is from RefSeq and is a predicted model, not a curated record. The transcript has a single exon.